Magallana angulata is the source of this 1908-nucleotide messenger RNA. RefSeq names its product zinc metalloproteinase nas-31-like. The transcript is spliced from 17 exons. The coding region runs from base 1 to 1908 and encodes 635 amino acids. Gene Ontology annotation, molecular function: metalloendopeptidase activity. Lineage: Eukaryota; Metazoa; Mollusca; Bivalvia; Ostreida; Ostreidae. The record is from RefSeq and is a predicted model, not a curated record. Gene Ontology annotation, cellular component: protein-containing complex; plasma membrane. Gene Ontology annotation, biological process: proteolysis; establishment or maintenance of epithelial cell apical/basal polarity; heterophilic cell-cell adhesion.
AUGUCCGAAUAUGGCUGCGAUGACGUGCGUGUCGCUCUACACGAGAUGAUGCACAUAGCCGGGGCCAUGCACCGACAGUCGAGGGAGGUGGACCGGAACAAGGUGCUCUCCUUUAAUUGGGCUGACAUCUCCAAGGCAUAUGAAUUCAUUUAUGCCGGUUAUGAUUUGCAUAAUUUUAGAGAAUACGACCUUGGUUCCGUACUGCAAUACGGUUUAUCGAUAACUGACGAAACACAGAUGAUUCUGAAUGACCCUGAAUUGGAAUAUUUGAUAGGUUCAAACCAGAACGACCUCUCGUUUUACGAUAAAGCUGAACUGAAUGCAUUCUACAAGUGCGCUGAUAACUGCACGAACCCUCCCGUUUGUCAAAAUGGUGGAUUUGUGAAGCAGGUGGAUGGCGUGUGUAGCUGUGAGUGUGUGGAUGGACUUACCGGAACAGACUGUUCACAGUUAAACACCAGUAGAGGAUGCGGGGGAACUUUCAAUUUGUUAACCAGCGAAUCAGCGUUUAUUGAUAUGAUAGGAUACAAGAGGGACCUGAGUUGUACAUGGUUGUUCAAGGGUCCUGAGAAGACAAAAAUUCAAGUAUUCAUAAAUAGUAUAGAACUUCCAUUCAGUACCUAUGGCAACUGUUACCACUUUAUAGAGAUAAGAGAUUAUCUAUCUGGAGCCAAAGGAAAACAGAUAUGUGGAAACUCAGGGGGUGAAACAUUUACCAAGAAAAAUGUCGGCCCAACCAAUGUGAUGAUUCUCCGCUUUGACAGUGCCUUAUAUAAUGCUGUUCGUCCUGGAAAAGGAUUUACAUUGACAGCAACAGCAACGCCUUCUGCAUGCAGUAGUUCUCCUUGUAAAUACCCUGCAACCUGUAAAGAUGGCCCACGCAUUGACAUGUAUACAUGUUCAUGUACUGAGGGUUAUUCCGGAACUAAUUGUAAUAUUGUUGCUGCUGAUGCAACUGUGACGGACAGUUUUGAACGCGACUUCACAACAUUAUUUAGGCAUAGUUCCAAAGGAGUUGAUUUUAGUUGGUCAACGAAUAAAUAUUGGGAGUUAAACGGCGUGAACAUAACGGCAUUUGAUGGUUUCCUUAUGGCUACAUUAAUGAAAUACCCUUUUACACCUGGCGUAACAUAUAGAAGUGUUGCAAAAUUAGUAACAACUGUUCGUUUUACAAAAGCCGAACGAUGCCUUCUGUUUAACUAUGCUUUAGCAGACAACGACAUUGGAGGUCCGUACACCACGACGCUGAAAGUAAGGAUAUUAAGUGACAUAUUUACACCGGAUAUGAUAUUUGCAACAAAUUCUGCUAACAACUGGACAAGUGCUGAAAUGGACCUUCCCGCAGUCAAUGGAAUGAAGAUUCAGUUUGUUGGUACUUACGGAAUCCAACGUAUGGUUCUUGACAACAUUCGCAUUACGCCGCUUCUUUGCUAUAAGAAAAAUCCAUGUAAUAACGUUGUGUGUCAAAAUGGUGGAACGUGUAAACUCGUUUUCAAUAGCACAAAUGCAGUCCAAUCUCGGUGCAGCUGUCGGUUUGGAUUCUACGGGGCAUUCUGUGAAAAAUAUAUCUGUAAUGAAAACAGCUGCCUUAAUGGCGUAUGUUUUCCACAUUCCUCGUCAACCUACAUCUGUAAAUGUAACGACGGAUGGAGUGGGAAUAAAUGCGACAUAAAUAUAUGUGCCAAUGUAGAUUGCAACCAAGGAAAAUGUGAGGCUCUAUCAGAAACAAAAACACGGUGUAAUUGUGACGCUGGCUGGUACGGGGAGUUCUGUGAUAUUAACCCUUGUGAACAGAUUGACUGUAACAAAGGAUUUUGUGAGGUUGUGUCGAUGUUCGAAGCCCGUUGUGUGUGUUUAUACGGUUGGGUUGGAAUAGUUUGCAAUAAACGUUUAUUUGGCUCUGGUUAG